CCCGUGCAAGCGAAAAUGUCCACUGAGGCCCUUUUCUUCUUCUUCCGCAUUCCUCUUAAGCAGCUCCUAAAUUAUCUCCACAAAAAGGUCAGCAACAUCCAUGCAUCUCAGUUUAAAUUUCAGAAGAGUCCUUCCUUUGUCCUUAGAUCAGGGCUGACAGAUUGUGACACUUUGGUCUUUAAUGUGGAGGGGACUUUGUUGAAAUCCUCUAGUCUGUUUCCUUACUUCAUGCUUGUGGCCUUUGAAGCUGGGAGCCUCUUGAGGGCUCUUGUCCUCUUUCUUUUAUACCCUUUUACUUGUUUGGUUCGUGAGGAAAUGGGCAUAAAGAUGAUGGUCAUGAUCUGCUUUUUUGGUAUCAAGAAAGCGAGCUUUAGAGCAGGAAGUGCUGUUCUGCCAAAGUUCUUCCUCGAGGAUGUUGGGAUUGAAGGGUUUGAGAUGAUGAGACGAGGGAGGAAGAAGGUGGCUGUGAGCUGUUUGCCUCGAGUAAUGGUUGAGAGUUUCUUGAGAGAUUAUUUGGAGGUUGACAUUGUGGUUGGGAGAGAGCUCAAGGUGGUUGGUGGAUACUUUGUGGGGCUAAUGGAAGAGAAGAAAAAAGAUAUGUCUGGUUUGGAGGCGAUCUUUGGAGACGACCAGAAAAGGAGCUGCAGAACUGCUAUUGGGAUUAACAACCUCAACAGACCUAUUGCUCAUCAUUUUUUCUCUCAUUGCAAGGAUGUUUACUUAAUGAGUGAAGCAGACAGAACAAGCUGGCACCACCUGCCUAGAGACAAAUACACCAAACCCCUCAUCUUCCAUGAUGGUAGAUUGGCCCUCAGACCAACCCCACUCUCUACUCUAGCCAUGUUCAUGUGGGUUCCAUUUGGGUCCUGCCUAGCCAUAUUCCGGAUCAUUGUAGCCUUAUCUUUGCCCAACAAGAUUUCACUUCCGAUCUUAACCUUCAGUGGUCUAAGACUCAAGCUUACGGCGAAACCUAAAGGAUCCCCCUCAGUUUUAACCGCAAAGCAAAACAAGCCCAAAGGCCUUCUUUAUGUUUGCAACCACAGAACUCUACUGGACCCUCUCUACAUUUCUUUUGCUUUAAGCAAGCCUGUAACUGCAGUUACGUACAGCCUAAGUAGAUUAUCCGAGCUCUUAGCACCAAUCAGAACCGUCCGAUUAUCAAGGGACAGAGAUCAAGAUGGAAAAAUGAUGGAUAAGCUAUUAAGUCAAGGAGACCUUGUAGUUUGUCCAGAAGGAACUACUUGCAGAGAACCCUAUCUCCUCAGAUUCAGCCCACUGUUCUCAGAGAUGAGCGAUAACAUCAUUCCCGUUGCCAUGGACUCACACGUCAGCAUGUUCCAUGGGACCACCGCAGGUGGGCUCAAGUGUUUAGACCCUCUCUUCUUUCUCAUGAACCCAUGUCCAAGUUACAAUAUCCAGUUCCUUGAGAAGGUGUCAGGGGCAUCAUGCCAUGAUGGUGGAGAAUCAAGGUUCCAUGUUGCCAAUCAUGUACAAAGUGAGCUUGGAAAGGCGUUAGGGUUUGAGUGCACCAGUCUCAACAGGAAGGACAAGUACUUGACCUUAGCAGGAAAUGAAGGGAUCGUAUAGCCUCUACUGGUGUAACAAAGCCUAAACCCUAAUUGCUUGUGCCAUGGGAAUAAGGUUCCCUGCAGUUCUUUCUGUAUUUAGAGCGUCAUAAAGGUUUCCUUUUCUUCUUCUAUACUCUUUUGAUAUGGGAUCUCCAAAACCAAUUUGUACGGAUUCAAUGAGAAGUCAAAUAUCAUAUAUAUAAAAUUAAAUUCUUCUAGAAAAUCUUAGAUUGGGUUACCAUUUA
Messenger RNA from Vitis riparia (riverbank grape), 1813 nucleotides. RefSeq names its product probable glycerol-3-phosphate acyltransferase 3. The record is from RefSeq and is a predicted model, not a curated record. Gene Ontology annotation, biological process: cutin biosynthetic process. The transcript is spliced from 2 exons. Bases 16 to 1587 code for a protein of 523 amino acids. NCBI's taxonomy places the organism in Eukaryota, Viridiplantae, Streptophyta, Magnoliopsida, Vitales, Vitaceae. Gene Ontology annotation, molecular function: phosphatase activity; glycerol-3-phosphate 2-O-acyltransferase activity. Gene Ontology annotation, cellular component: membrane.